Messenger RNA from Callithrix jacchus (white-tufted-ear marmoset), 2549 nucleotides. It is a transcript of the gene GIMD1, whose product is annotated as GIMAP family P-loop NTPase domain containing 1. Gene Ontology annotation, molecular function: GTP binding. NCBI's taxonomy places the organism in Eukaryota, Metazoa, Chordata, Mammalia, Primates, Cebidae. The record is from RefSeq and is a predicted model, not a curated record.
CCAUGACAGACCCCAAUAAGAUGAUCAUCAACUUGGCCCUCUUUGGCAUGACUCAGAGUGGAAAAAGUUCUGCUGGAAACAUUCUGCUGGGAAGCACAGACUUUCACAGCAUCUUUGCUCCAUGUUCUGUGACCAUAUGUUGUACCCUGGGCCGCAGUUGUCACCUCCACAGCUUCAUGCGUCGAGCAGGGCGAGAGGUGGCCCUGCAAGUCCAGGUGUUGGACACUCCAGGUUAUCCACACAGCAGGCUGAGCAACGAGCAUGUGAAACGGGAAGUCAAAGAGGCUCUGGCACAUCACUUCGGGCAAGAGGGUCUCAACCUCGCACUCCUGGUUCAGAGAGCAGAUGUGCCUUUCUGUGGGAAGGAAGUAACUUACCCAGUCCAGAUGAUCCAGGAACUUCUUGGACAUGCUUGGAUGAAUUACACAGCCAUUCUUUUUACCCAUGCAGAGAAAAUAGAAGAGGCUGGGCUUAAUGAAGAUAAAUAUUUACAUGAGGUCUCUGAUACCCUGAUAACGCUGCUAAAUUCUAUUCAGCACAAAUAUGUUUUCCAUUACAAAAAAGGAAAAUCACUCAAUGAACAAAGAAUGAAAAUCUUAGAAAGAAUCAUGGAAUUUAUAAAAGAGAAUGGUUACCAAGUUCUUACCUUUAAAUAAAAUUUAGGUGAAAGGAAAGGAGCAUUGGGUAUUGGAGUCAGAAACACUAAGCUGCCUUUGUUGACAUGAAUGUGGACCAUAAGUAUUCCAAUAUGCUGCUGGUGAGAGUGUACAUUGGUAUAACCACUUUGGGAAACUAGAAAUUAAAAAGAACAUCAAUGAUUCAAGAUAUCUAAUGCGAAUCCCAUGACAUAGCAAUUAUACUACUAAGUAUAUAUCCAAAAUAAAUGUGUACAUUUGUGUACUAGAAGACAUGUAUGUACAUGUAUGUGUACUAGAAGACAUGUAUGUACAAUAAUGUUCAUGGAACUACUAUUCGAAAACUAAAUGUAUGGACUAUUCAAACGUCUGUUAAUAGUAGAAUGGGUAAGUAAAUUGAGGUAGUUACCACAGUAGGAUAUUAGAAUAAGUAAUUAGAAUAAGCAAGCUCAACAAUACCAAUUAAUUUACCAAGCAUAAUGUUGAAAAAUAAGCCAGACAUAAAAGAGUACAUACUCUGUGAUUCCAGGUGUAGAAAGCUCACAAACAGUAAAACAAAUGCAAUCUAAACUGCUCUGAUGGUAGGAGUGCUGGAAAUCAGGAGAGUAGUUAACUUUGGGGAGGAGAUUGUGAGUGAAAGUUUACACCUGGUGUGACUUCUGAGAUUCUGGUCAUGUUCUGUUCUCUUUAUUUGGAGCCCAGUUUCACAGGAUGUGUUCACUUUGUGAAAAUGCAACAACAAACACUUGUGAUUUAGAAACUACUUAAAUAUGCUAUAUUUAAAUAAAAGUUAAAAAUAAUUAGUUGUUAUCCAUUAAAAGGGAACUAGCUCCACUGCUUACUUAAUGCCAAAAGAGAAAAAUUGUUUAAACUUACCAGAGUCUGUUUCCUUCUUUGGAAUACCUACUCAUAAUUAUUGUAAUGAUUAAACUUCCUGGCACAUGGUAGUUGCUUAAAACAUGUUAAUUUUCUUUUCUACUUCCUUGUAACCUGUGGUUUCCAUUUCAGUUUGGAAACAUUUGGUAACAACUGAGAGCAAACUCUUUAAUAAAAAUGAGUAUAACAAUUGUGAUAAUUCACUAUGAAUAAAGCCUUGACUAAAGACCUUCUACCUUUGAAGUUUGGCCACUUUGGUUUAGUGGAGAGCUUCAGGAUGGCCUCAAUGGUAGCAGUGAAAAUUGAAGGAAAAUAAUUCUAAUCAGUCAUAAGAGCAAAGUCCACUAGCAAGUCAAAAUCAGAUCACUUUCAUAAAUAUUUGUAUAUGAACUUCAUAAUUUAUAAAAUUCUUUCAUAAAGACCGUUUCCAAUUUGUAAACAGCUUGUUCUUAUAAGCUAAUUUAUACAGGGUUUUUUUUUUUUGGUGUACAAUAUGCUGGAUUUGGAUUUUCCAUUAGAAACAGGAUUACAGCUGUUGGUCAUUCUCCCAAAUUAGUCUUCGAAAACUUACUUUAAUGCACAAUAUUGUGUGAACUCCUGUACACGUUUGAAUUUGCGCUAGAUUUAUAAAAUGUUUCUAUCGGAAAGCAUAAUACAGAUCCCAACUUAAAACAACAUCUUACUUUAUUUCUUUGCAUGACCUCUUUAUCCUAUGUUGUGGGCUCUGGACUGAGAAGUGGGAGACUCAACAAUGGAGCAGAGUUUGAAACUGAAGUGAGAACUGACACUACUCCAUGGGUUGGUGGGGCUUGGGACAGAGAAAGAGACUUGAUGUUCAGAAGUUGAAACCACAGUGACUGGUGGAGAAAAGCAGAAUGGAAAAGGAGGAUUCAGGUGUUAAGUUCUUCAUGUCCUUCAUUUAUGUGUUGUCAGUUAACUUUUCUAGAACACAAAUGCUAGUUUGUUUCAGGAAAUAUACAUUGUGCAGAACAUCAAGGAUUGAAGCUCUAUGAGGCUGGCCUGAUGUUGAUGAUUAUA